AUGCACCUUUUGUUGUUUUUAGCGGAAGAAGACAAAAUAAGAGAUGCAGAGUGCAUCGACUCGCUGGUGUGUGCUGAACUUCCAGAUGCUACUCGACAUCCGGAGCUACACAACAUUGUGAAGUCAUCGAUGAUUCACGGACCCUGCGGUGAACUGAAUAGAAACUCUCCCUGCAUGAGUGAUGGUGUAUGUUCGAAAGGAUUUCCGAAACCGUUUCAGGCAGAAACUAAAGAGAACGUGAAUGGCUACCCACUCUACAGAAGAAGGGACGAUGGAAACUUUAUCGUGAUCAAGGGUCAUGCCAUCGAUAACAGAUGGGUCGUUCCUUACAAUCCGUAUUUAUCGAAAAAGUACAUAAACAACGGUCCCGCGAAAAUGACCUAUAUCGGAAAGAUGCAAGAAAGCAGUUGGAAAACUCUGCAGCCCGUCAUGUUCCGAAGCAGCUGA
Molecule: messenger RNA, 447 nt
Organism: Stegodyphus dumicola
Lineage: Eukaryota; Metazoa; Arthropoda; Arachnida; Araneae; Eresidae
Source: RefSeq, a predicted model, not a curated record